Molecule: messenger RNA, 1220 nt
Organism: Ooceraea biroi (clonal raider ant)
Lineage: Eukaryota; Metazoa; Arthropoda; Insecta; Hymenoptera; Formicidae
Source: RefSeq, a predicted model, not a curated record
UGUGGCCUGGAUGCCGUUUUUCAUGGUGUACCGUUAUCGUAAAAUAACUUAGGUUCUCUCGCAGUUGUGUACGUAGUAUACAUCUACACGUCCGAUUUCGCCCGUCCGAUCGAAAAAGGAGCGGGUGUUCGUCGCGAGUUUCGAACAUGCCGCAUUGCUUCUAUUCUCUUCUCUUCCGAGUGAGUCGUCGUGGUGGAAAAAAGGCCGCCGACUCGUGGAUCGAGACCGGCGUCUGCCUAUUCGAUAUUCCUCAGUUCUGCUCGGCAAACGUAGCACGAUAGAUCGCCGCGGCCACGCGGAUGUCGUGAUCUCGUCAGAUAGCACGACGUCGUCUUCCUAGAUAAAAGUCGAUUGUCCUUGUCAAUUCUUGUCGUGCCAAUCUGGCCGAUCCUCUUUCUCGCUAAAAGUGAUUAUUACGCGCACUAGGAAGCGCAGCAUGAGAGCCCAAAUAGUCCUACUGGGAAUUCUGCUCGUUUGCACCAGCAUUCGAUUUGCCGAAAGCAGAUCGAAGAAAACAACACAGUUGUCGCUGCAAAGCAAGGAAACCAAUGUGGUUAAUUUUAUGCGACUGCUGAUGAUGAGAUUGGUCUUCGGGGUAGCUUCAGCGAUGGGGCUGGGUGAGAAUCUCUCAGGUAUGCUCGGCGGGAUCUUUGUGCCCCCCGGAGCUGACGAGUAUAACGAUGAUUAUGGCGAUGAUGGAUUCGUACCUGAUAUUUUUUAAAGUAGACAUUUUGUAGCUCUAGCGUAUUUUCGUCAGCAUUAUGCAGCAAUUAUGGCAUCUUAUCGGAAUUUUGUUUAAACAAAAGGUGCAUAUUAUAUAAAUAAAUAAUUAUCCGAGUAAAACCAGAUCGAACUAUAUGACAGAAAUUCCGCUGUUCAUUACUUUUAUACAAAAUGAAAUAUACUGAAUAAAUUUUUCAAAGAUUAUCUAGGUCGAUAGAAAUAAAUAGAAUCGAAUGCAAAAUGAAAAGAUAAAUGAGAAAAUUGAUACGAGUACAUAGGUAUAUCACAUAUUCUCAUUUGUGUAUGUAUUUUAAACAUAACGUGUAUAUAAAUAUGAGAAAAGAUAGAUUAAUAAUAUGUGUUCAAAGCUGUAGCGAUUAAACUUUAAUAAAUUAACUAAUAUUUAUUUAAUAAGUUUAUUUAUUUAUUUAAUAAAUUUCGUAUGAAGAAACGUAGACUGUAGAACAAAUGAUUUUAUAAUAAUAAUGAAAUUAAAG